UUGCAUGGCGACGCUUCCGGCUGGGCGGGGCACAGCAUGGCGGCGCUCGGGACCUUCCUCCGGACAGGUGUCCGGAGGCUGCAUUGCAGCGCGGCCGCUCGGGCGGGCAGUAAGUGGCGACUCCAGCAGGGCCUGGCUGCCAACCCCUCCGGCUACGGACCCCUGACGGAGCACCCGGACUGGUCCUAUGCAGAGACGCGUCGUCCUGCUGUCACAGGAAAUGGAUGCUGCAGUGCAGGCAUGGCAGUGCAAACAGCAGGAGAUGCUGCAGGAAGAAGAAAGGAAGCGGGAAAACGCCCUCAAACCCAAAGGGAGUCUACUUCGGAGCCCCCUGCCACGCCCGUGAAAAAGCAGCCUCUGGCUUUCUCUGCUACCACCUUCUCUCGAGCAGCAGAGAGCCCUCAUUGUUCCCUGUCUGUCUUCAGAGCAGAAGGACUCGGGUACUGGGAAGAACGGACAAUGAGAUCACUGCCUGUCAGGGCUGGCUCUGUGCCUGCACCCCUGCUUCAUUCCAGCCUUGCUCUGAGAUACUGUCUCCCUCCCUCUCCGGCCGUAGGACUGGCCGGGCUAUGAGCAAUGGUUGAUCUAUGAGCAUGAGAACGGAGCUACCAUUUUCCUGCUUGUGACCUUGCCUUCAGCCCUUCCACUGCCUGUUUGGGCUCAGGCUCUGUGAUGUUGGGCAUUUAAUAAAUGUGCCGGAAAAGCCUUUCCAGCUGAGGCGA
Messenger RNA from Sorex araneus (European shrew), 722 nucleotides. RefSeq names its product mitochondrial ribosomal protein L52 (gene MRPL52). Gene Ontology annotation, molecular function: structural constituent of ribosome. The transcript is spliced from 4 exons. Gene Ontology annotation, cellular component: mitochondrial large ribosomal subunit. The record is from RefSeq and is a predicted model, not a curated record. Gene Ontology annotation, biological process: mitochondrial translation. The coding region runs from base 37 to 573 and encodes 178 amino acids. Lineage: Eukaryota; Metazoa; Chordata; Mammalia; Eulipotyphla; Soricidae.